Molecule: messenger RNA, 4984 nt
Organism: Caenorhabditis auriculariae
Lineage: Eukaryota; Metazoa; Nematoda; Chromadorea; Rhabditida; Rhabditidae
Source: the annotation of a GenBank genome assembly
AUGAUAGGUACGCCAGUCCUGAAACCGUUGUUUCAAUAUUUAGUGCUCACCCUGUAGUUAUUUAAAAAAAAAGAUGGAAAAUUUAUAGUUCAUCCGCCUCUGACAGUUCUCGCGUGUCUGCGUCUCUCUGUUCCCUCACUGGCGAGGUCAGAGAAACAUGGAAAUAGCACGUAAACAUGAGAGAGACGUCGAGAGAUAAGGGGGCGCAGAGAAGUUCGCCCAAUCGCGAAAUAGUCGAAUUUUCAUGGAUUUCUUUAACUUGGAAAAUUUUGCAGAUUCAGGUUUUCAGAAUAUUUUUCUGGUACACCAAAGAUGAAUUUUAAACUUCCCCCCAAAAAAAGAAAAAUUAACCCCGCUUGUCAGCAAGAGCUUUCCAUAACACCUUAAAAUUUAUUAUUAAUCACCUAAGAAAAAGCCCCCCCAUCUUAAAAAACCAUCGACUGAAUUCCUAAACACCGGCUUCUCCCCUCCAACAAGUGUCCAAAUCUUCUUCCUCUCCCCAUUUUUUGAGCCGUUUUUUUCAAACGCUGAAUUUUUAACAAUCUCACCUUGUUUUUGUUUUUUGCAGGUUCAAAACCAAUUCAAGAAGGAAAAAAAGUGAGAAGCUGACGGGCCCAAUGUGCACAUGAGCCGACUUUAUGGUAUGAUUUUUUAAAUCAAUUAUCCAACUUUGUUUUGAUUUGAAUUUAGGGUAUGGAAUUAAAAUGCAUAUUCUACAUACAACAUCUCAACUGAAGUUCUAAGCCCAAAAUUUGAAAUUUUUGAUUUUUCAAAAUCUUAUUUCAGCUUCAUCCAUUAAAAAAAUUAAAAAAAUUCCUCUUUUUUUGAAAAAGUUUUUUUCUCAAGAAGCUAACUUUAUGAUAUCAUAUUCUAGUCGAAUUGAAAAAAAGGCCAAAUAAAAUUUUUUUAUUACAUUGAACCCAAAAAAAUGCCAAAAAAACUAUCAUGAUCUGGUAUUGAAAAAGAUUUUUUUCGAGUUCAAAAUAAAUAUGUGAGUCAGAAAAAGAUCAAAAAAAUAUUUAUUUUUCAAUGCAAAAUUGAAUUUUUCUUUUAACUUUUUCAAUAGUGAUUUUUUUAUCGAAACUCGUUUCAUCUUUUAAAAAUUCUUCUUUUUUUAUUCAAAAAUCCUAAUCGAAUUGAGUUUUUUUCGCUCCUCCUUCAACAUUCUAACGUUCUAAAAAAAUCUAACUUUGUCAAAAAAAUUAAUUUCACGGAAAUCCCCCUUUCAUAACCUUGAAAUGUAGUAAAAACUUCAAAAAAGAAUUUUAGCUUUACAGUUUGAAAAUUUUGAACCUUGCCUUCAAAUUUUUUCCAUACUUUAACUUUAAAUUAACCUUUUAAGGUGCAAGAAACAUAUCAAGAAAAAAAAACUAACCUUUUGAAAAUUCCAGGCCUUGUUGACAUCUGCCUGCUUGCUGCCUUCGUCAGCUCGAACGACUUUGAGCUGGAAACCGGUGGAGCGCUGGUUCGUCCAUUUCUUUCCUCAUAAAGAACAAAAAGCUGAAAGUUCAAUAAUUAAUAAAAAAAAAUGCGGGAGAAGCUCCGGGUGCUUCGGACAAGUGCAAAGUUUGACGAUCAAAAAAAUUUCCAUUGGAGAAAAUUUAAAAAAAAUUUUUUUCUGAAAAUAAAAAGUGUGUUUUUCACUCAAGCAACUACUUCAAAAAAAUAACAACUGAAAAGCAAAAAAAUUUAUUAUUUAAGAAAAAAAAAGUGGUCUCAAACCUUUUUUUCACUUGCGAAACUGUUUGAUGAACUUUAGGAUUACAAAAAAAUUGAACUAGAAUUUCAAAAAAAUUUUUAUAAAAAAAAAAACGGUUCAUUUUUUUCACUUUUUUUAUCUUCAAAAUAUGCAAUUUAUCCUUCAUUUCAAGAUUAUUUUUUUGUCUCAUUUUUAAAAAAAUUCUCAGGUAGAAUGCGUACAGUGCGUUCAACUCUGGAGAUCAGCGUCGGCGAAAGAAAGUCGAGUUUGUACAAAUGGGGCGACGACUUGCCGUGGAACCGCCUGUUUCAUGAUUAAGUCUUUUUUUCCUCUAAUUUUAGGACAUUUUUCCCAAAAAAAAUUUUUUUUUUGAGAUUCCCCACGAACUUGUGGGAUGAGGAGGAAUCCAAAAAAACCAAUUUUUACCUAAUUCGUCAAUUUCUGAUUACAGGACAAUGCAAACACUGCCCGGUGUACCAGUACAUGUCCGGCUGCGUUCAGAUGACGCCUUGGCAAUUCUCCGAUUUGGAGGUUUGCCAAUUUUUUGAUAGAGUCUUUUUCCAAAUUUUACUCACAUGGAACUUCUAGGACCUCGGUGAAGCAAACCAGACGCGCCUAGGACGUUUCUGAGAAUUUCUAGGGAUCACUUAAGAGAUCUGAAGCAUUUCUGAAGAUUUCUAGUGAUGAGAGUUCUGAAGCCGCUCUGAGCAUUUCUAGUGAUCACUUAAGAAAUGUGAAGCCGUUCUGAGCAUUUCUAGUGGCCACUUAAGAAAAUUAAAGCCGUUCUGAGAAUUUCCAGUGAUCAAUUGAGAGUUCUGAGGCCGCUCUGAGAAUUUCAAGUGGUCACUCAAGGUUUCAGAAGCGUUUCUGAGCAUGUCUAAAGAUCAGUUAAAAGAUCUGAAACCGACCUGGGCCUUUGAAGUGAUCACUUGAGAUUUCUGAAGCCGUUCUGAGAAUUUCAAGUGGUCACUUAAGUAUUUUGAAGCCGCUCUGAGCAUUUCUAGGGAACACCAGAAGGUUCUGAUGCGUUUCUGAGAUUUUCUAGUGGUCACUUAAGAAUUUUGAAGCCACUCUGAGUAUCACUUGAAAGUACCGAAACCGCUAAAGUGAUCACCAUAAUUACUCAGAAAUGCCCGGUUUCUCAGGAACAACACAGUAAAUGAUUUCGAAAAGUGCUCACAAAGAGUCUGUGUGAAAAUAAAUUUGAGAGCCAUACUUUCGAGUGCCUUUCCUUUAUGACUUUUGAACAAGAGAUUCGAUAUCAAGCUUUUAAAAAAUGAUGUGAAAUGAAUAAAAAGAAACCAUGAUAUAACUGCCGAAAAAAGAUCGUAAAAAAUUAACUACAUUUUACAGAUGAAUCGGCGUCAUUUGGAGCUUCGUAUGCGACGGAUCGGAGCCGUCUUGCUCUGCGAAGACACGUUCAAUCAAACGACUUGCGUUUGUAAUCGGUGAUUUUUCUUUUUUUCAAUUUUUAAGUGCGCUCCAUUGACAAAUUUUUUUCAAGAAUGAUUUGUGAGUUUUUUUUUUUGCCUAUAAAACGCCUAAAGAUUUUUCAAAAAAAUUUUAAAAAAAUCCCUAUGAGCUUUUUUUGAAAUUAUCAUAAUCAAAGUGGAAAUUUUUUUAAAAAAAUUGUUUUUCUGAUAAGGAAUUCAAAGAUUUGAUUUGAUUCGAAAAAUGAAUUUUUUUCAGUCGCGACAAAUGCAACUCGAUUCAUUCGCGUCUUCCCUAUACGACCUAUUCGGAAGGUCUUUUCAAAGGAGUCGUCAAUUUCGACGCCGUCAUUGGGGACCUCGAUCCAAGGUUCUUUUGAGCAAAAAAUAAAGAUUACGAUCAUUUAAUAAGGACUCGAUUUACAAGUUUAUUAUAUAAUUUUGAGUAAAACUCAAUCUUUUUCUUACUUACUGGGAAAACUUUUAGUGGCCACAAUAGAGGCUCGCCAAGGACUACUUGAAGACGAAACUAAAGUGGCCACUAUCUUCCGUUUUAGUGACCACUGUAGAGGUUCCCUAUUAAGUGGCCACUUCAGUAGUUUUUCAUCCAGUAUUCCUUCCAGUAACUCUGAUAAGUUUAAAACAAACAGAUUCGACCAGUUAUGUUGAUCCAUUGACCCCUAAAGUGGCCACUAAAAUUUUUAGUGGUCUAAUAUUAGCACUCAGACCGCUAUAGUGGCCACUAUUUUUUAAUCCCUUAGGUGGCUACUAAUUUUACUACUAUAGCGGCGAAUAAAACGUCAAAACCCCAUAGUGGCCCCUAAAAGUUUUUCCAUUAUAUCUUUAAAAAUAAUCACAGUUUCAAUAGAAAUCCAUUAUUGAAUUUUUUUUUUCAUGUUUCAAUUGAUCAAAUUUCAGGAUCAUAUUCCUUUCGAUAAAAAAAGUCAAUUUAAUUUAAUUCUUCAAAUAAGUAAAUGCAAAAAAAGUUUUUUUAAAAAUAAUCAUUACGAUUUUUUUACGAAUAAAUGAAAGGAUUUUUUUCAACUGGAAAAAAACUUUAUUUUUGUAAUUUAUUUUUUUCUCUGACUGAUUUUUCUUAUAGGAUCUAAAUAUGAAUAUGAAUAAAAAGGAUUUUUUUCAUCCUUUAUUCGAAAUUUUUUUAAUAUUUUUUUAGCUUCCCAAACUUCUUCCAGUUCCCACUGGAAAAAAACUCAAAAAAAUAACGGUUUUUUUAAUGAUUUUUCUUGAAGUACUAUUUUUUUGAGGUUUAAAAAAAGCUUACGUAGGUAUCCUUCUUCAUUUUUAAAAAUUAUGGUUCAUAGGAACAGUUUUUUUAAACUUGAAGUGUUCAUUUUUUUGCUUUAUAAUAUUCAAAAAAACUCAGAAACUGUCAUGAAAAAAACAAAACUUGUUUAUUCGAUGCGUUUUAAAAAAACUGUCGUCAUACAUUGUUAUUUUUUUAAUUUUUCAGGAUUCCCUUCUAUGUAGGAGUGUUAACCAUUGUCGAUUUUAUCUCUCCCUCAAUUUUUUCUCAAAUCAGAACAAGGAAAAUUUUUUUAAAUAUAAGAAACAGGCAAAAUGCAACGAAAGUGACGGUUUUUUGAACAGCAAAGUGGGCGUGGCUCUGCGGUCUCUACUUAAAGUUAGGGGCUUUCUUUUCUCAUUAUCUACAUAGCAAACAAUGCAAUAAACAUUGAAAAAUAAGAAAAAUAACCAGAUUUCCAGGUACCUGGAAGUGAUGUCGGGCUACCACUUCCGUUUCACCGCCGCCAACGUUUCUUCUUCACACGAUUGCCUUCUUCCUAUGUUCCUCCUGAUCGUACUUGUCUCGUCCAAACUCUUUCACUUCACUUAA